Molecule: messenger RNA, 4691 nt
Organism: Varroa destructor (honeybee mite)
Lineage: Eukaryota; Metazoa; Arthropoda; Arachnida; Mesostigmata; Varroidae
Product: sodium- and chloride-dependent glycine transporter 1-like
Biological process (GO): amino acid transport; sodium ion transmembrane transport; nitrogen compound transport
Cellular component (GO): plasma membrane
Molecular function (GO): glycine:sodium symporter activity
Source: RefSeq, a predicted model, not a curated record
CUAGCCAAAGCAGCCGUCGCUGCCGCUGCCGCUAAGACCCGCGCGCGGUCCCUGGAAGUCGUCUUGGCCGUUCGUCGUCGGGAAAUAAAGCAAUAUAUAUAGGAAGUGAGCAAGACACAUCCUAGCGGAAACUACCAAUGGCCCUACUGCCAGACCCCAAAUUGAGAGCGCAACAGCAGCUGCAUUUGUGCGGCUGUUGAGCUGCUUCUGCUUAUUAUUUACCACUGCUCCUGCAAGCCAGAGCUGGCUAGACGGACGACAGUUGCGAAACAUCUGAGAGGCGAACAAGUGUAAGAGCCCCUGUCGCAGCUGCAGCAUCUGUUACUGCCGCUGUCGCCGUCGUCCCGUGUCACCCGCUACAGACGGACGGACGGACGAACGAACGGACAGAAGAGAAAUUACGACGAGUUUCGACAAAAAAACCAGAGAGCGAGCAAAAAACCGGAUCAGUCUUCAACAAUCCGGCCGCCAACAGUCCGCCAUUGUAUUCGCGAGUAGGAAACUGGGUGAAACCGCCGAAAGGUUCCGUACGCGUAGCCGCGUCACCCGAUACUGCUGAUAGGGUAGCAGAAAAAAAGAGAGCUUGAGAUUGAGGUAGAAACGGAGAUUAAAACCGCCAAAGUGUUCGAACAGCAGACAGCAACAAACUCAGACGAUUACUUAAGAUCCAAAAAAGGAAGAGAAACAUAGACGAGACUUAACUGGCUAGCAGUUAGGACCAAGGCUCAGCUCGACUUUCUUACGUGACUCUGCCAUGCCACCAGGCCAAUCUUGAAUUUGUAGAUACGCCACCGCCGCCGCCAUCGACGACGAUGACAACGAUGACCGGGAACGAAUCACGACAACAUUUAUAGCAACGCCUCAAAAACGCUUCGCGUCUGUCAGUGUCUGUUUGAGCAGAGUUUACUUGUUUGGGCAGAUUGUCAUCUCGAUGAACUAUUGCCUCCCGCGGAUAAUACUACCGACAGUUAUCUUUUCUUGGAGGCCCGUUUGCUAAUUCGUCACCUUUGUUGUAUGAAUCUGUUCACAAGGAACAUUAGGCUACUCCGGUGACCAGGCCCGACAGCCAUUCAGGCAGCGGGGCGUUGUGCCUUCGACUCAGUAAUUCCUAUUAGGUUCACCUAGUCUAACUCUACCUAAGCAUGAUAUAGUUAUAAUUGUAGUACGUAUUUUUGCCGAUAGCGCUAGUUCACCUUACUUUUUUGAUCUAUUUGAUUGUUGGCCUAUCAUUGUUAACAACACAAAAACUACGAUAGUAACAAUCCACCACAGAAAUAUUCAUCGUCCGACUAUUAAACAUCGUUUUUCAAUAUUAGUUUGCUAAAAAUCGACCCAAACAAGAAUCUCGAGUGCUGCCGAUAAAAAAAACGAAGUUCUACUCUAAAAAAAUAGAAAAAAGCUGUGUCAAAGUGCAGUGCGCCGUGCAGUUGGACUGUAGAACUUGCUCGUGUGAUGGACUAUCUCUCUGCGAAAGGCACGAUGCGCUAUAAAAAGCAAACGAAUAAUGCGAGUAGCGCAGCGUUGAUGUCGCAAGAUGUCGUACCCACAGUCGUCGUCACGCCAUCGAAGGACGUUGAUGAAAAUAAGGAAAGAGGUAACUGGGGCUCGCAGUUCGAGUUUUUACUAUCGUGUCUUAGCUAUGCUGUCGGUCUUGGCAAUAUUUGGCGGUUUCCCUAUCUUUGUUACCGCAACGGUGGAGGCGCGUUUCUGAUUCCGUAUUUUACGAUGUUAUCGUUUGUCGGAAUCCCGCUAUUCUUCAUGGAGCUUUCAUUCGGUCAAUACGCAAGCGAGGGACCGAUAACAAUUUGGAAAGUCUCGCCACUGUUCCAAGGAAUCGGCUACGCGAUGUUCCUAAUGUCGUCCCUCGUGGGCGUUUACUAUAACAUGAUUUUAGCAUGGGCCUUUUUCUACUUAUGGAGCUCGAUUACUUCAAUGUUUAGCGACCUUCCAUGGAAAGGCUGUGAAAACGAGUGGAAUACUCACAUGUGUCAGAAGUUUGCAAGGACCAAUUGUACAGCACAUAAAGGAGUUCUGGACGUGAACGGUACCUGUUUCUUCCCACACGAGAUCGACAAUAAGACGUACGCUGAAUAUAAAGCACUCAAAGUGUGGAGUAAAACAGCCAGUGACGAAUACUUCCACAAUUACGUUCUGGACCUGACCGAGGGACUGCACGAUUUAGGCGGUAUUCGCUAUGAGUUGGUUGUAUGCCUUUUCCUUUGUUGGGCAAUCGUCUUCUUCUGUUUGUCACGUGGCGUGAAAACCAUGGGCAAGGUAGUGUACUUCACUGCACUCUUCCCAUACGUCGUACUCAUAAUCCUUCUAAUUCGGGGACUAUCUCUGCCCGGCGCCGACAAGGGCAUCAUGUUCUACCUAACCCCCGAAUGGCACCGGCUUCUCGAUGCCCGAGUUUGGGGUGAUGCCGCGAUGCAGAUCUUCUUCUCACUCUCGCCGUGUUGGGGGGGCCUCAUCACACUUGCCAGCUAUAACAAGUUUCACAACAAUUGUCUCAAGGACACAUUCUUCAUCUGUAUUGGAAACUGUGGAACUUCGUUCUUUGCGGGCUUCGUCAUCUUUUCAAUCGUCGGCUUCAUGGCGCACAACCUUGGUAUCGAGGUUAGUGAAGUGGCAUCGCAAGGCGCAGGUCUCGCAUUCGUCGUCUAUCCGGAAGCUGUGGCGCGUCUUCCAUUGGCUCCGUUUUGGUCAACCCUAUUCUUUUUCAUGUUGAUGACCCUUGGCAUGGGCACACAGUUUACUAUUGUCGAAACUGUGGUUACUACAAUUGUUGACACAUGGCCAGAGCGUCUACGCCAUCGAAAACCUCUCGUGCUGUUAUGUAUCUGCAGUGCGAUGUUCGCUUUAGGCAGUGUGAUUUGCACGCGAGGUGGUAUGUACGUGCUUCAACUGAUGGACGACUACGUCGCCAGUUAUUCGGCUCUAACGAUCGGUCUUACCGAGGUGAUUGUCAUAGGUUGGGUAUACGAGGCCGAUCGUUUCCUCGAUGACAUUAAGGUCAUGCUCAAAAAAUAUCCAUUCCCACGUGUUUACUGGAAACUGAUCUGGAAAUUUGUCGUGCCAUCCCUUAUUUCGAUGAUCUUGGGCUUCUCGUUAUAUCAGAUGGAACCCACUAGAUACGGUGGAUAUGUCUACCCUGGAUGGGCAACUGCUCUUGGCUGGACCCUUUCUUUAGUGUCGGUUUCAGCCAUACCCGGCGUUGCAAUCUAUAAACUCAGCCGAUCUCGAGGAGAUUAUGCAACCAGACUGAAGGUUCUUAUGGAACCUACUGCCGACUGGGGACCAAAACUUCAGGUUCACCGCAUAGAGGCUCACAGUCCCAAGCACACUGACUCUCAGGUGCCGUUGGCUUUACCGAACUACAACCCCGAUGGCGAUCUCGACCUUGAACCCGACUUUCCGGUGUACUACAACAGCGCUAAGGCCAGUGGUCAGAAUGCAGGUUCCGAUGAUGCAGGCGAUAGCGGCAGUGAGCACGGCAUCUCGUUGAACAUCCCGCGCUCCCGUCAGACUGGCUUGUAAAUGAGUUCAUGAACUACGCAGAUGGGUGGACACAGAACACUCUGCGUUGCAGGACUCGUAUCAUGGCGCGACUUAGCCUUGCCUAACGUGUUGCGAUACGAAGCCUGCAGCAGUUGUUCUAUCGAUUGUCUCUUCGUCUUCGGAGAGUCUUUUAGACAACGUGAGUACGCAGUUGCUGAAGGGGGCGCAAGCAACCGUUCACUGACAUGAUGAUGGUGGUGACGAUAACGGAGGUGGGCUCCAAUUGAGUCUUCCUGUUUGUGACUAGCACCACAACCCCUCAUGCAUCGUUGCUGUUGUCAUCAUGGCCCGCUACUCAAAGCGAAAAUCUAGUAACAGGGAGGAACAGAGCAAAGAAGGCUCAGCUGGCGGAAAAUGUUGGGAUGCCCGAACGGGACAAGUCAAUCUGGCUAUAUAGCCUCCGGUUAGACCUCUGUACAGUAUAUAUAUAUAUAUAUAUACACAUAUGUGUAUAUAUAUAUAUAUGUACAUAUAGGGAAAGAGGUCACCCGAAAACCGCCGCCGCCGCAGCAGUCGGAGCCCAAAAAGCCCCUAAACCCAAACGACCCCGCGGCCAGGAACAUCUAGCUGAUUGAUACUACUCAUUGGAACUUCAAUAGCAGGCCGCAGCAAUAAACGCAGCAACGGUAGCCUAGGCUAAGUGCUGGCAUUUGCAUGAGACAAGUUGAGGCAGUAAAAGCAAGACCUCAAAGAACUAAAAAGCAAUUGUUGGGAUCGGAAUUAGCAAUAGCUAAUUCGUAACUUGUCGAUGGGCAACUAAAAUGCGCGCGGAUCGCUAGCGGAGAAGAAGCGCGUCAUCUCACCUAUCCCAUCGUAAUCUAGCAGAGCUCACAAUCAUCGCAGCGUUCUGUUGUUAUUAUCAAAACAAUUACAAUCAACUACUACCUAACUAGGAUUAUAUGCAUUUGUCAUCCAUACAUCACAGCACCAUGCUAUUCAACUUGUGGACAAAAAAUAAAUAAAGCUAAUCAAUCAGCACAACAGCAAUCCUAUCCCAAUAAGGCAAAAAUUAAAAACAUAAUAUAAGCAACAUCGAUCACCCUAACAUCAACUAGAUAUCAUCUGCUAACGACAACAGGACAUCGUUUACGGCCGAAUUCGCACACGUUACACGGAAUUAGGCCAACAAUAAC